Cladophialophora psammophila CBS 110553 is the source of this 177-nucleotide messenger RNA. RefSeq lists its product as uncharacterized. The transcript has 2 exons. The record is from RefSeq and is a predicted model, not a curated record. Lineage: Eukaryota; Fungi; Ascomycota; Eurotiomycetes; Chaetothyriales; Herpotrichiellaceae. The coding region runs from base 1 to 177 and encodes 58 amino acids.
AUGCUCAGAGGGAUAGAGGAAGAGAAGGUCGGAGUGCAUCGUAUGGACUGGACCGAGAUGUUCCAAGGCUUCAAUCUACGUCGCACAUUACUUUGCUACGCUACGGUUGCGGUUGCGACUCAAUCGGCGUCAGACGUCUGGUUCCUUGUGGCGUAUCAAAUAUACUUCCUGCAGUAA